Molecule: messenger RNA, 764 nt
Organism: Phaeodactylum tricornutum CCAP 1055/1
Lineage: Eukaryota; Bacillariophyta; Bacillariophyceae; Surirellales; Neidiaceae
Exons: 1
Coding region: 32-724 (230 amino acids)
Biological process (GO): cell redox homeostasis
Source: RefSeq, a predicted model, not a curated record
UGAAUCUUCGGAAAAAUUCAUCCAUCGAGACAUGUUUGUCGGUAUUUGGACUUUGCGCUUUCAUUUUCUCUGUCGCCGACGGCUUUGCUCCUGGAUAUUUCCAUCGGCUACCAGCCGCAACUCUUUCGCACCUACUUUCUUACGACCUUCACAGGGCGGCGAUAGUACACGGUCUUCAGGCAAACGGCCUUACAUUGCUUCCUUACAGGUAGUCGCAGAUGCCGAAGACAUUGACAAGGAUCGCGGAAAAAGGAAGCAUGACGAGGAAGAGACGGUAUCCUCGUCGUGGAUCGAGACAGGGACGGGGGGCUUCUUGCCCAACUUCGGAAGCCGUAAGAUAAGCGAGGUCGCUACGAUCGAGGACUACAAGAAGGUUGUGGUUGAAGAACCCGAUCUUUUGGUCUGUGUACGCUUCUUCGCCCCGUGGUGUCGUGCCUGCAAAGCCGUUUCGAGUCGGUUUCAGCGGCUAGCGAAUGAAUACCCGAAGGUCAAGUUCGUCGAAUGUCCGUUAACUAAAGAGAAUGCAUACCUUCAUCAAGGUUUGGGUGUACCGAGUCUACCGUAUGCGCACAUAUACCAUCCAACAGCGGGAUUGGUGGAGGAGCGGAAAAUAAACAAGAACGUUUUCGCGGAAUUCAAGAAUAAAGUUCUCAAGAGUUAUCUCGACGGUAGUUGUCCGAUAGAAUAUGAUGACGAGAAAGAUGGGAAGGAGUCUCUCCAAUAGAUUUAUAAGUCAAACGUAUUAAUACCUAUCCGUAUCCAUC